This is a messenger RNA of Xenopus tropicalis (tropical clawed frog), 4784 nucleotides long. RefSeq names its product semaphorin 6A (gene sema6a). Gene Ontology annotation, molecular function: semaphorin receptor binding. Lineage: Eukaryota; Metazoa; Chordata; Amphibia; Anura; Pipidae. The record is from RefSeq and is a predicted model, not a curated record. Gene Ontology annotation, cellular component: plasma membrane. Gene Ontology annotation, biological process: negative chemotaxis. The coding region runs from base 443 to 2974 and encodes 843 amino acids. The transcript has 20 exons.
CAGCAGUCAGUGUGCGGAUCGGGCUGUGUUUCCCUGCUGCGAAUCCUAUAGGAGUUUGGGAGAAACUGCCUAGCGUACCCGGGCAUCACUUGGCAUAGGGGCAGCAGCCGCAGCAGCAUCACCGCUCUGAAAUGAUCGUUCCUCACUCCAGGUUCUGCUGAAGGGGGUCAUUCUCUCUGUUUAACCCUGUGGAUUCCUUGUGGGAUUUUGCUUUGGAAAGAGAAGGGUUUAUCCCAAGUUUUGUGCGAUCGCCUUGAGUUGUAGCGCAGCCGUGCGGGACAAGCUGAGUUCCAUGAGCAGUGAUGAACAAGGCUUGCCUGGGAGAGCUGCUCGCAUCCCUCUCAUUGGAUUACUAAUGGGACUUUACAUGAGCUAGCCGGGAGUACUGCGCUGCCUGAUCCCAAGGGUGAAGUAAAACGUAAAGACUUUGCGCUAAACUACUAUGAGGUCAGAAGGUUUGCUGCUAUACUUCACGAUACUACAGUUUGCUAGGGCAGGAUUUCCAGAAGACUCAGAGCCUAUCAGUAUUUCGCAUGGCAACUACACAAAACAGUAUCCGGUAUUUGUGGGGCACAAACCAGGAAGAAACAGCACACAGAGGCAUAAGAUGGACAUCCAGCAGAUCGUGAUAAUGAACCGGACUCUAUACAUUGCCGCUAGGGACCACAUCUACACAGUCGACUUGGAGACGUCAUACACAGAGGAAAUCUUUUUCAGCAAAAAACUGACAUGGAAAUCUAAACAGUCUGAUGUAGACACCUGCAGAAUGAAGGGGAAGCAUAAGGAUGAAUGCCAUAAUUUUAUUAAGGUCCUGCUAAAGAGGGAUGAAGAUACAUUGUUUGUCUGUGGAACCAAUGCUUUUAAUCCUUCCUGCAGGUACUAUAAGAUGGAUACGCUUGAAUUUCUUGAUGAAGAAAUAAGUGGGAUGGCAAGGUGCCCAUAUGAUGCUAAGCAUGCCAACGUGGCAUUGUUUGCAGAUGGCAAGCUUUACUCUGCAACCGUGACCGAUUUCCUCGCCAUUGAUGCUGUCAUUUAUAGAAGUCUGGGGGAUGGUCCAACUUUGCGGACUGUCAAGUAUGAUUCCAAGUGGCUGAAAGAGCCAUACUUUGUGCACGCUGUGGAUUAUGGUGACCUUAUCUACUUCUUCUAUCGUGAAAUUGCAGUCGAAUACAACAGCAUGGGAAAGGUGGUUUUCCCAAGAGUCGCCCAGGUGUGCAAAAAUGACAUGGGGGGAUCUCAGAGGGUGCUCGAAAAACAGUGGACAUCAUUCCUUAAAGCUCGAUUAAACUGCUCGGUUCCCGGGGAUUCACACUUCUAUUUCAACAUUUUGCAAGCCGUUACAGACGUGAUUCAUAUUAAUGGCCGAGAUGUUGUCUUGGCUACUUUUUCGACACCAUACAACAGCAUCCCCGGCUCGGCUGUUUGUGCCUAUGAUAUGGCUGACAUUGCAAGCGUAUUCACUGGGAGAUUCAAGGAGCAGAAGUCCCCAGAUUCAACAUGGACCCCAGUACCAGAUGAACGAGUGCCGAAGCCGAGGCCAGGCUGCUGUGCUGGGUCUGCAACAGUGGAAAGAAUAACAAAGUCAAACGAACUUCCUGACGAUACUCUUAAUUUCAUUAAAACCCAUCCCCUCAUGGACGAGGCUGUGCCAUCAGUAAUAAACAGACCUUUAUUUCUCCGGACCAUGGUUAGGUAUCGGUUAACCAAAAUAGCAGUUGACACGGCAGCUGGGCCAUACCAGAACCACACAGUCGUUUUCUUGGGAUCAGAGAGAGGCAUUGUUCUCAAAUUUCUGGCAAGGACCGGAUACAGCGGCUUCCUUAGCGACAGUCUCUUUUUGGAGGAGAUGAAUGUUUACAACUCAGAAAAGUGCAGCUUUGAUGGUGCAGAAGACAAAAGAAUCCUGGGGAUGCAACUUGACAAACACAACAAUGCUCUGUAUGUGGCGUUCUCCACCUGUGUAGUUUCAGUUCCCCUUGCAAGAUGUGAUCGCCAUACAAAGUGCAAAAAGACUUGCAUUGCUUCCAGAGACCCAUACUGUGUGUGGUUACGGGAAGGUGGGACGUGUUCACAGCUGUUAACUGGUACUAAAGUGCCAUUUGAGCAGGACGUAGAGCAUGGCAAUACAGACGGCUUAGGCGACUGCCAAAAUUCUUUUGUGGCAUUGAAUGAAUUUGCAACUUCUCCUCCACCAGAUCAGGAAAUAUAUUACCACACAGUGUAUGAUCCCAGCACCACUUCCUACUCCAGAGUGCAUGAGGGAUACGAUAGGGGAAGCAUGUUGGAUUGGAAAGACAUCUAUGACUCCUCUGAGAAUACAGAUCCACACGUCGCAGACUCUUUUCAUAAUCACCAAGACAAAAAGGGGCACUCAGCAAAGAAAAACGUGGCUGUUGUACAACAUGAGGAGCCCGAAAUCAUUGAACCACAGGAGAAGAAAGUGGCUGCUUUGCACAUGAUGACUCCACAUGCAGGUAAUGCUGAGACGAUCAAACGGGAGGACUAUGUUGUCUUAGAAAUGGAGGAAGUCGUUUCAAAAACGGAAAAAGAUCACAAAGCAAAAAUGCUCGAUGCCCCAUUUCCCGAGCCUACCAAUGUACCAUAUAUGAUGUCUCAACUCUUCAGUGAUCAAAUACCUGCACAGAGUAAGGAACACAAUGAAUUUCUUUAUGCAGAGCAGAAACAGUAUAGAAGAACGAUUUCAAGAAAUUUAAAUAUCCUUAAUACACAUGUGAAGGACCUGAGUAAGUCCAUCAAGCAAAUCACAGCAUCACAAAAAACGACUUCCCAGCUGAUUAUUCAGCAGAACACAAUCUUGGAGAAAAUUGCUUCCAACCUUCUAAUAAUGUCCCAGCAUCAUCAGAUAUCCACACAGCAGUUUAUUCGAGCCAUUCAGCAGGGCAUACACGUGUUAAGUUCAUCUAAGGAAACAUCUUCCAACUGUAGAAGUGAACGUAUAUGCGAUACAUCAUAGAAAUUGAAAUUAGAAAGUGCCCCUGAAUCAAUCAUUAUGAGGACUGCCUACACAUUUGGUCUGUUAUCACCAAUCAGCUGGAAAUCUGCAAUGCCAAACAUUGGAGAAUUCAAAUCAGCCUAAUUCUGCAUUUGGUUUUAGUUCUUUUAUAGAUAUUAUCUGUAAACAUAGCUGUCUCAAUAGGUUGCUUUAUAAAUAUGACUCCAAUGGAGAUUGCUCUGCCUGGCUUGUUCUUAAGCAGAUAUACAGACCAUAAUAGCUUGUUUGUAGGGAAACAUUUCAUUCAAAGGUUUCGGCCUAUCAUUUAUAUGCAGAAAUGAAAAGCUUCAUUUCAGUUUAGUUUCUAGUUUAAGUAAUUGCAAAACUCUGCUGGACACAGACUAGGAAGGAAACAGUGCAAUUAAUUAUAGGCAGAAAUAAAUAUGACUCACACUACAUGUGCCACCCAACAUGUAUUUCACCACCCUAGCAAACAAAUCGCCAGCUAGGGCCAGUGCUGGUAUUCCAGGCUGGCAACCCUACCUAUAUAUCCCACCCUUCCCUGGCCCACAAAUAAGGUUGUGGUUUGCAUGAGCAUGGCCACUGUGCGGUUUUGUUGUGCGCGAAUAUAGCACCAAUUUUCACUUAUUGAAUAUAAAUUAGCAAUUUGCGAAAUCCAUUUAGCAAAUAUUUUUUACGCCAGCAAAGAUGUGGCUUAAUUUCGGACACAGAUUUGCAAUUAUGCCGUAUUUAAAAAAACUCUUAAGGACAAUCACACUGCGAAAAAAAAUUUCGCAACUAUGUUUGCACAUUAAAUGCACCAAUCUUAUUCAGCUUUAUAAAUAUAUAUAAUAAAUAACAGGGGCAGGGCAAAUAUGUUCAUUGUGCGAAUAAUUCUGCACUGCACGAACUUUAUAAAUGAGCCCCAGCAUCUGCCCUGCCCAUUUCCCUACCCCACACACCCAUUUCACCACCCUGUGACAUCAUCACUGUCCCAAGUGACAUCCCUGCCUGCCCCCCAAACUCGAAGGCCAGUAUUUUAAAGACAAAAAUGUGGCAACCCUAAGCACAUGGCCUACAAGGAACUAGAAUGUUAUCCACUAGAUACUGAAGUUCUUAAGUUUUCGUAAACUCCCAGAAUGGUCAGAUUUUGCCUGCACAAAGGGCAAGUUAGAACCAUGUGAAUCCCACAGUACAGUGGGGAUUACUAGUAGUCCAUCGAGUGCAGUUUCCUAAUUUUUAUGGUAUCAUUCAUUUCAAUUCAUAUAUCUUUAGGAAGCAGGGUGCAAGGAGUAAGAUUUGCUCUAUAUUCUUAUUGGAAAAUAUAGUAUUUCAUGUAGGAAGAUAAAUACAGGGCUUUGUUUAAGCAUAUUGCUACAAACACGUUGCUGCUUCUUCACAGGAAUAUUGGGAUCUGGAAAAUAAACACAGUGUUAAAGGAAUUCUUGGCAUUCAGAUAGGAUCACCAUGUACUCAAAAUGUGAAGACAUUCAAGUGUAAUUUGUUGUGUGCCUUAGAUAGCAUUACAGAAUACCCUAAUCAAUAGAACCUUAGUUUUUUUGCAAUAGCAUGAAAGACUGAAUGCUAGAGAGCUAGAAUAUAGUCUUAGGGAAAAAAAGCAUAUUACCUCAAAGUGAGUAUAAAUGUUUUCCUAGUAUUUGUACUAUACCCAAACUAUCCAGUUGCACACUUUUGUUUUGACUUGCUUCUAUUUAUUGUUAGUUAGAUACAAAAAUACGUUGUUAUAUGGUAUUUUAAUAAAGAUAUGAAAUCAAAGCAGUUACAGUCAUUGUAUUACUCAAAAUGCAAUAAAAACUUUUUUAUUCUCAUA